Xiphophorus couchianus (Monterrey platyfish) is the source of this 1643-nucleotide messenger RNA. RefSeq names its product beta-1,4-galactosyltransferase 2-like. The transcript is spliced from 3 exons. Bases 155 to 1246 code for a protein of 363 amino acids. Lineage: Eukaryota; Metazoa; Chordata; Actinopteri; Cyprinodontiformes; Poeciliidae. Gene Ontology annotation, cellular component: Golgi apparatus. The record is from RefSeq and is a predicted model, not a curated record. Gene Ontology annotation, molecular function: cytoskeletal protein binding; beta-N-acetylglucosaminylglycopeptide beta-1,4-galactosyltransferase activity. Gene Ontology annotation, biological process: protein N-linked glycosylation; carbohydrate metabolic process.
CGCCUGACUGGACCAGAACCCGCUCUGCCCGCCGACCUUCACGCAGGAAACUCCGUUUAGUUCCGCUACACAGAAAUGAAGUCACCUGUCGGCCAACAUGAGAGCCAAAUAAGGAAGCGGAACUCGACCUGAACGGAGCUUCCAGGUUGCAGAGAUGGGAACGUCAGUGGCUUCAGAUCUGAGCAUCAGAGAGAUGAAGAAGAAAAUCACCAUCAUUCUGGCGCUUUCUGUGUUAUUCACUCUGACGUGCUUCACCGUCUUUUUACUCCACAGCAAAGACACUUCUUUGGUUUUUCCUUCCUUGCCACAACAGGUGGUGAAAGGAAGCAGGAGCGUUUUUGGAAAGAUGAUGGAUCAUAUUCGGGUAAAGAAGAUCCCAGGCGUCUCCCGGGAAACAGCAGCCACCUCGGCUCAACCGGCUCCGCCUCUGGAUCCGUGUCCCGACUCGCCUCCGUCUCUGGUGGGUCCGGUUCUGGUUGAGUUUGAAACUAUUCGCAGUCUGCAGUGGGUCCGGAACCAGCUGGGGUCGGUGCUGCAGCAGGGAGGCCGGUACAAACCCCCGGACUGCACCGCACGGCAGAAGGUGGCUGUCAUCAUCCCGUUCAGAAACCGGUAUGAACACCUGACCCACUGGCUCUACUACCUCCAUCCGGUCCUGAUGCGUCAGCAGCUGGACUACGGUGUGUACGUCAUCAACCAGGACGGAGACGGAGCGUUCAACCGGGCCAAGCUGAUGAACAUCGGAUUUGUUGAAGCACUGAAGGAAUACGAUUACGACUGUUUUGUCUUUUCUGACGUAGACCUGGUACCAAUAGAUGACAGAAACCUCUACAGAUGUUCUGACCAUCCCAGACAUUUAUCUGUGGCUAUCGAUAAAUUUAACUACAUCUUAUCCUCAGUAACAGCCUUCGGUGGCGUCUCCCUGCUGACAGAGGAGCAGUUCCUUAAAGUCAACGGUUUCUCCAACACUUUCUGGGGCUGGGGUGGCGAAGACGACGACCUGUACAACAGAAUCAUCGUAAGAGGAAUGUCCAUAACUCGGCCGGACGCUGGGAUUGCAAAAUACAAAAUGAUCAAACAUGGAAGAGACUUGCACAAUGAGGUGAAUCCAGAAAACGCUGUCAAAACACAAAAAACCGCACAGAAUAUCGAGACUGAUGGACUAAACUCACUCAACUUUACAGUGAAGGAGAUUUUGAAGGACGUCUUGUUCACUUUAAUCUCUGUGGACGUUCAGGCUCCAUGACAGUGAUUUAAACACUGGAUCUUACUUGAAAUGGUGGCAGCUAUGGCUUUGUUCCGAUAGGUGUGUAUGUUUUCCUGAACGAGGCCUGGGUUCAUUAUCUUGGAAAAUAACAAUCAAGAUGUGAAAGUGUAAGGUAGCACAAGUUAAAUGUAUGAACUUUGGUUACCAGAAAGCACAGAUACUUUUUACCCAACUGAUUUUCUCAGCCAACAACAAGUUGUUUUUCAUGCUGGUUACAAACACAAUAACACAUAUUUAUGCAUAAAUAAGAUACUGAUCAUGUAGAGUUACAUUUUUUGUGGUCAGAUUCUGUCUGACUGAUAAAGAUGUGAGUAGCUCGAGAAGAAAGCUCCACAUUUGGUAUGUUACGAAACAGAAGUGGUUUUUAAUGACGUGU